AUGUUGCUCAAGUCAAUUCAAUCGACAAGAUCUGUUUAUUUGUCCAACCUGCUGAGGAAUGGUAUCAAAUUUAGGUAUCUGGCAACCAAGUCCACGGCCAGUGUUAAUGAGAAGUCGCUGAAGGAUUCAGACUUAAAUCUAAGGACUAUGAAGGCACCAUCUAGUCCACAAGAUCCAUCACGCUACUUAAGAAGGACUAUAUCUCCAAAGUAUAAGCGAGCCUUUGCAUCCGCUAACGAUGAUGAUCUGGAAAAAGUCCUCACUAGCUUCCUGAGGGUCAAGCCAUGUACGACUGUUACGACCGGUGAGAGGUACGAUCUGAGGAAAUGCAUCCAAUUGUUACAUGCUAAAGGAUUCCAACCAAUCAGUUUAAUUCCUGAUGAAAUCAUAACCUUUAAGUACCAAGGUGACGGUUACAAAGGUGAUGUUAUGAUUAUCAGUCAAAAUGCUUCAGUGGUUAGCUGGGGAUUUGAUGAAACGUUUGUUAGCCAAAACAUUUUGCAUUUGGUGGAAGAAGCUCGUAUCAACCCUUUGGCUCAAGAUGCUUUUGAAACAGAAGAUAUGGACUAUGUUGAAGUGGAAAAUUACGAACAGUUUCAAAGUAUAAAUUCAAAAGCCUCUAGUUCGGCUACUGUCGGUGCAACUCUUGCCAAAUACGGUGAAACCAGUUUCCUCGCUGGAGAUCUGAUCGUAAUAAACUCUACUGAUCCUGACUCUGGUAUGCUAUACAAGGCUGCAUAUUCCAGUGGUCUUGCUAGGAGUACCAGCUUGGCCGUUUUAGAGAACUCAAUGGAAGCUCACAUUUCUAGGACAAGAAUUAUUACAGAAAAGAUUUCGAGGGGAGUUAAGUUAAAUCUCAAUGAGGGAGAAGCUCUGCGAUCAAUUGGAAGAUUAUUUUUAAUCAGAGGGAGAUUGAAUUUGUAUUCAGAACUGAUAGAGACCCCUGAUUUAUACUGGAGUGAGCCAUUGCUGGAGAGAAUUUUCAAGCAAACGUCGAGAUACUUGGAUAUCGGUCCUAGGAUCAAUAUUCUCAAUACCAAGUUGGAUUACUCGACUGAUGAGUGUCGCGCUCUCAUGGGAGUUCUAAGUGAGAAAAAGGGAACUUUCUUAGAGUGGAUCAUCAUAUAUCUUAUCUCUCUGGAAAUCAUUUUUGAGAUAUAUCACUUCUAUGAAAGAUAUUAUCUCGAUACAAGACCAGCAUUUGAGACAGACAAUUAA
Molecule: messenger RNA, 1218 nt
Organism: Torulaspora delbrueckii
Lineage: Eukaryota; Fungi; Ascomycota; Saccharomycetes; Saccharomycetales; Saccharomycetaceae
Gene: MRX10
Product: Mrx10p
Exons: 1
Coding region: 1-1218 (405 amino acids)
Biological process (GO): positive regulation of mitochondrial translation
Source: RefSeq, a predicted model, not a curated record